This is a messenger RNA of Haliotis rufescens (red abalone), 1224 nucleotides long. Its product is annotated as probable serine/threonine-protein kinase yakA. The coding region runs from base 1 to 1224 and encodes 407 amino acids. The transcript has 7 exons. NCBI's taxonomy places the organism in Eukaryota, Metazoa, Mollusca, Gastropoda, Lepetellida, Haliotidae. The record is from RefSeq and is a predicted model, not a curated record.
AUGUCUCUUGGUUUGGCCCCGCAGGUCUCUCAGACCGGACCCCAGGGACCUCAGGCUACCCAUGCCACCUCCCAGGGACCGCAGGCGACCCAGGGCACCUCCCAGGCACCGCAAGCGACCCAGGCCAUCUCCCAGGCACCGCAAGCGACCCAGGGCACCUCCCAGGCACCGCAAGCGACCCAGGCCAUCUCCCAGGCACCGCAAGCGACCCAGGGCACCACCCAGGCACCGCAAGCGACCCAGGGCACCUCCCAGGCACCGCAAGCGACCCAGGGCACCUCCCAGGCACCCCAUCAACAGACGCCGUCAACAUCAAGGAUGUCGUCGACCUCCUCGACGCCUUUCGCCACCCCGAUGACGACCACACCGGCACCAACGAGGCGGUCAGCAGUGCCACGUCAUCGGGGGGCGGCACCAAUGAAUCUUGUCGAGACCGAGCUCCGCCAGCUCCGCGAGGAGAACCGGCGACUAAAGGAGGAGAACCGGCGACUAAGUGGGGAGAACCGGCAGGCAAUGGAGGAGGUUCGGCUGGCAACGGUGGAGGUUCGGCAGGCAAAGGAGGAGAUUAGGCAGGUGAAGGAGGAGAACAGGCGACUGAAGGUAAUUGUAAGCUUUCUCGUCGGCGGCAACGGCGACAGCUUCUACCUCGGCAGCUUCUACCUCGGCAGCUUCUACCUCGACAGCUUCUACCUCGGCAGCUUCUACCUCGGCAGCUUCUACCUCGGCAGCUUCUACAUCGACAGCUUCUACAUCGACAGCUUCCACUUCAGCUGCACCAGUGACGGCAGUGACUUUGGGGACUUUGGCGACACAGACGGUUCCAACUUACUGUCAAUCGAUGCCAGGUUUUCGGAUAAUCAGGCUGCCAACAAUAGGAGAGACCAGAGACAGAGACAGAGGACUGUAAACAUGAUACGGCAGCAGCAACAGCAACAGCAGCAACAGCGACAACAACAAAGAAGGAUGGAUCAACAGACGCUGGCUCGCGACCAGCAACGUCAGCAACAGCAGCAGCAGCAACAACAACCCUACCAGGCUCUGCUGCGUGUCCUAGAUGAGGCACAAAGGACUUCGAGAAGGGGACGCGUCCGCAAGCCUGCUGGUGCUCUUCAGAUGACCCUGGGUGGAGGCAUUACCAGCACCCUUGCCGCAGCUGUUCACCGCACCGUCUACCACACCGUCUACUUCACCCGUCUACCACACCUCCGCUCUAGUCUAUGGUGA